GGAGCUCUGCGUUUCCUGUACCGCUACAUUGUAACAGAUCAUCAAAUUACAAUGUAAAUCCCAAUCGGAACAUUAUUUUCAAACGCAGAACAUAUCAUUCAUGUCAUAUCCAUCACCUGGAAUACCGGGUGGCAAUUAACCAACGAAUACAUGAUUUGCGGUCUAAAUAUCAGGCGCUGUCACAUUGACAGCGGUAGGAUAUCCGGAAAACUUGAGGGAGGUUUGCACGAGCCAUUGCGGUGUUGACGUAAGAGCUAAAGCAUUUUCAACCGAUGUCUAAGGACCCUCCUCCAAGGUGACAUACAUCCAAUCACAGACUAGCAUGGGAGAAGAUGGACAUUCCAGCAGCCAAUCAGAGCUACGGACAUGGCGGGCAGCCCGGGGUGUGUCAUAAUGGCUGGUCAGCAACCACACCCCCGACCGGUCUUGGAUGUACCACUGCCCAAGGACUCUCCAGUGACCCUCUACCCAGCUUACAGGGUCUGAACCUGGGCCCAGCCUCACACCAGAGUCCUUCUAAUAACAUCCCUCAAGCCAUGGCUCAGUUACAGUACUCACACCAGGGCUGUCUCAGCAGUCUUCCUACGCCCCCAUUUAGGAACCAAUCACCUUCAGCUCUUAUACCAUGCCUGAAUCAAGAGCCUCACAUACCACAUGUACACAUGGGUAAUUAUAUUUCCUACAACAUUCCUCCAUCAUCAACACUCGUCCCUCUGAAACAAGGUCCGUCAGCUAGUGGGCCUCCAUCCACGAUACCGUCUUCAAACCAGGGUCCCCAGAAUACUGUCUCUCCUCCAGUCUCUUCCUCCCCUCUAUAUCCUCCAUAUCUGUAUGCAAACCAAGGCUUUGUGAAUGGCCCUCCUGUGACGUUGACAAGACCAAACCAAGGCUUUGUGAAUGGCCCUCCUGUUACGUUGACAAGUCCAAACCAAGGCUUUGUGAAUGGCCCUCCUGUUACGUUGACAAGACCAAACCAAGGCUUUGUGAAUGGCCCUCCUGUUACGUUGACAAGUCCAAACCAAGGCUUUGUGAAUGGCCCUCCUGUGACGUUGACAAGUCCAAACCAAGGCUUUGUGAAUGGCCCUCCUGUUACGUUGACAAGUCCCAACCAAGGACCUCCCAACAGCAGUUUUUCAUCCAUGUCACCAUGUGGGAGCCAGAGCCAACAGUGUUCACACCCGUAUCCUCCACAACUCACCUCACCAGUCCAGCAGCAACCUCAAUGGGUCCUGCCUCAGCAACACUAUAGUCACAGUGGUGUAAUGUACAAGCCUGGUGCCACCUCACAUCCUGUACAGGAGGAUACCACCAUGCAACCGUCCUGUCCAUCUCUGGGGGACAGUGGGGUGUCUGGCCCCAGCUCACCUAUUUCAGAGUCACGCUAUGGCCUACACCCUCAGCUUCUACCCAGCGCUGUGCGUAUGAUGGAGGAGGACAGGACAGCGUGGGAGGCGAAGGUGUUUGUGUCUGAACCCAUCUCCUCUCUACCUCCGCUGGCUACCACAGACUGUGUCAUGGAGGACCGAGGUAACUGCAGUCCUCGGUUCAUCCUUUCUACCUCCUACUGCGUUCCGUGUGAGGGCCAGACGGCCCUCCAGAGCCACCUACCACUGGGGGCCCUAGUCAGCCCUCUGGCUAAGCUACACACAGGAGAGCGCCCCCUGUCUGUGUGUAUGGAGGCAGACACUGUAAAGGGCUGUGGGGAGUGUGGGGCUUACAUGUGUUCAGCUAUGGGAUGGCAGGACUGUGGACAGAGAUUCUACUGCCCAUUCUGUGGGAAACUCCGUGAAGUUGGAUGGCAGCAUUACCAGCCAACACAGGGAGUAGAGGGGAACAGAGUGGACAGAGAGCAGAGACCUGAGCUCAGUCUGGGCUCCUAUGAGAUACUGGACAGUCAACAGGAUGUGCCUGCUUCUGUGUUGCUCCUGGCCGUGGAUGUGUCUGCUGCAGCACUGAGAGGAGGACACCUGGAGCUCAUCAGUCAGCAGCUACGUUCUCUACUCACAUCACUAAAUAGGGAGGAAGGUGCGUUCCAAUCAGAUGUCCGUGUGGGGUUGAUGACCUAUGACAGCCGGAUCCACCUCUAUGACCUCAGCCCUGCCCUGUCCCGCCCACACAUGCUGGUCGUCACGGAGACAGAGGACCUGCAGCUUCCUGUGAGGGAGGGGCUUCUGGUUCCACUCAAAGACUGCAUAGACAGUAUCAACAGUGUCCUGCAGCGUAUCCCUCUGUUCAGUGCAGACUUUGAGGGGGCAGGUGGAGUUCUCCUGGAGCUGCCUGUCAAGGCUGGACUGGUCGUUCUACAGGAGUUGGGUUGUCCUGGCAAGCUGCUGGUCUUCCAAACUGCUCCCUUCAUCGAGGGGACACACACACACAACUCCUCUAGCUUCUUCAGCUCCAACAAACCAAAGUCUCUGUUUCAGCCUCCGGACCCUGCAGUCUCAUUGGCUAAGGAGUGUGUCAGUCAGGGCUGUGGCGUGCACCUGUUUGUGUUCUCCCAGCAGGAUGUGGGCGGGGCUUGGCCGGGACAUGUUCCUUACCUGACAGGUGGAGAGCUGCACUGCUACCACAGUCUCCAGGGAGAGUUGGACAGGGAGCGUUUCAGCAGUGACCUGAGGAGGACUGUAGAGACAGAGACGGGCUAUAGGGCCACACUCAGGGUGCAUGUCAGUAAAGAUCUGCGCGUGUCAGGGUGUUAUGGCUCGUUCGUCCCCGGGCCCAACCCCGCCCACGUCACCAUGGCAACCCUUGAUUGGCGUACGACACUGGCCGUUGAGUUGACACACAGCAGAGCUCUGGACGAAAAGAGGGGCGUGGUCGUACAGACCGUCCUGUCCUACACCAGCCAGCAGGGAGAGAGGAGGACCAGGGUCCACAGUCUGUCUCUGUGCUGCUCACACCACCUACUGGACACCUUCUGUAACUGCCAGGCCCAGACUCUGCUCACCUUCUACUGCAAGAAGAUGUACUGUGCCGUGUUGGAGCGCCCUCUACAGGAGCUGAGAGAGGAACUGCAGACAGAGGUGACAGAGUCCUUGGCCUGCUAUAGGAAACACUGCAGCUCCUCCUCUGUGUCCCCGGGACAGCUGGUCCUACCCCAGCACCUGAAGACCCUGCCAGUCUACCUCAACAGCCUGAGGAAGAGUGAAGUUCUGCUUCCCGGCCUCCGCAGUUCAGUACACCAACGCCUGCAGCUCCGCUGUCAAGUGGUCUCCAUGGAUACCAAGACCACAGCAGGACACUUCUACCCUCUGCUGCUACCACUGCCAGUAGGUGGCGAUACCUCCAGUCCUCUCAGCCUAGGGGAGGCUGUUCGCUGCACUGCUGCUAGCCUGGACCAUGGAGGUCUCUACCUGGUCCACGGACCCCUGGUUCUGCUACUCUGGGUGGGCCACAACGUCUCCAACACCUCCCUGGUCCAACUCUUCAACAUCACCUGUCUGUCCACACUACCCUCUGGAGAGACGAAGCUGCCUGUGCUGGACAACCCUCUGUCUGUUAGUGUGAGGUCACUCAUCAACACCCUGAACUCACAGACACACUAUACUCGCAAGCUGCGUGUGGUGAAGCAGGGGGACAGCUGUGAGGAGGCUCUACAACGCCUCCUGGUAGAAGAUAAGAGUCCCAACGGGGGAGCGAGCUACGCUGACUUCCUGUACCACCUCCACGUCAACUCUAUACAACUGCUGGUUCGUUAGUUGUAAAAUGGUUUGAACUGGAAAACGCAAACGUGGGAUUCUAAUUGGACAAGUCCAGCUAAUCCCUCCCAUGUUUCACUCAGCUUUUCUUCUGUUUGGUGCCUAAUGAACAUGACCCUGGUGUUUUCAGCAGUAUGGCCAGGGGUUUUUACAGAUCACCUCAACCACAUGUGAAUGAUCAUAUCCUUAUCCAGACUCACAGUAUGCAACUGGUUGUUGUACGUGACGUUCAUCAGCAAAAGGUGAUGUCUUAUUUGUUUGCCUGUUGUAGUAAUAACUUUUCAAAUCACAUUUCAUUGGUCACAUACACAUGGUUAGCAGAUGUUAUUGGUCACAUACACGUGGUUAGCAGAUGUUAUUGGUCACAUACACGUGGUUAGCAGAUAUUAUUGGUCACAUACACAUGGUUAGCAGAUGUUA
Molecule: messenger RNA, 4118 nt
Organism: Oncorhynchus gorbuscha (pink salmon)
Lineage: Eukaryota; Metazoa; Chordata; Actinopteri; Salmoniformes; Salmonidae
Product: protein transport protein Sec24C
Exons: 20
Coding region: 333-3698 (1121 amino acids)
Biological process (GO): intracellular protein transport; endoplasmic reticulum to Golgi vesicle-mediated transport; COPII-coated vesicle cargo loading
Cellular component (GO): COPII vesicle coat; endoplasmic reticulum exit site
Molecular function (GO): SNARE binding; zinc ion binding
Source: RefSeq, a predicted model, not a curated record